This is a messenger RNA of Caenorhabditis elegans, 3430 nucleotides long. RefSeq names its product Serine/threonine kinase SAD-1 (gene sad-1). The record is from RefSeq and is marked reviewed. Gene Ontology annotation, cellular component: synapse. Gene Ontology annotation, molecular function: protein serine kinase activity; protein serine/threonine kinase activity; ATP binding. The coding region runs from base 117 to 2624 and encodes 835 amino acids. The transcript is spliced from 17 exons. NCBI's taxonomy places the organism in Eukaryota, Metazoa, Nematoda, Chromadorea, Rhabditida, Rhabditidae.
UUUCAGAACCAGGAAAGCUGCUCAGGAGCAGAAUCAAAAAAAAUCCCCGUUUGGAAUCCAAGGAAGCUUAAAACUUAGCCGCAUGACUGCGCUCGUCAAUCGGGCAAAGUCUGCACAUGUUUGAAGCUCUCAAGGAAGUCCUCGGAGAGAUAAAUAGCAAACUGGCGGCCGUGAAUAAUGAGCUGAGCUCGAAAAUCAUGUCGGAAAACAUUGUAUCGACGCGUCCAGUGGCGCAGGCUCAAUAUUGCGGUCCAUACAAACUUGAGAAGACGCUUGGAAAAGGUCAAACUGGGUUGGUAAAAACGGGAACUCAUUGCAUUACGGGCCGUAAAGUGGCAAUCAAGAUAGUCAACAAAGAAAAACUCAGUGAAUCUGUUCUACAAAAGGUCGAAAGAGAAAUUGCAAUUAUGAAGUUGAUAGAGCAUCCACAUGUGCUUCAUUUGUACGAUGUCUACGAAAAUAAGAAAUAUUUAUAUUUGCUACUAGAACAUGUUAGCGGUGGCGAGCUGUUCGACUACCUUGUGCGGAAAGGACGGCUGAUGUCGAAAGAAGCGCGAAAGUUUUUUCGUCAAAUCAUCUCUGCGCUCGAUUUUUGCCAUGCUCAUAACAUUUGUCAUCGAGAUUUAAAACCGGAAAACUUAUUACUAGACGAGAGGAAUAACAUAAAAGUAGCAGAUUUUGGAAUGGCUAGUCUGCAAGUGGAAGGGUCGAUGUUGGAGACGAGUUGUGGAUCUCCACAUUAUGCAUGUCCAGAAGUUAUUCGGGGUGAAAAGUACGACGGUCGAAAAGCAGACGUUUGGAGUUGUGGCGUUAUCCUCUACGCAUUAUUAGUUGGUGCGCUUCCAUUUGAUGAUGACAAUCUCCGAAAUCUUCUCGAAAAAGUGAAACGUGGAGUUUUUCAUAUCCCACAUUUCGUACCUGCUGAUGUGCAGAGUUUACUGCGGGCAAUGAUAGAAGUAGACCCGGGGAAACGAUAUUCCCUAGCCGACGUGUUCAAACAUCCAUGGGUAUCCGGAACAACAAAGGCAGAUCCUGAAUUGGAGCUUCCAAUGUCACAAGUUGUGCAGACGCACGUAAUACCUGGUGAAGAUUCGAUUGAUCCGGAUGUCUUGAGGCAUAUGAACUGCUUAGGAUGUUUCAAAGACAAACAGAAGUUGAUUAAUGAAUUAUUGUCGCCAAAACACAACACUGAAAAGAUGGUAUACUUUCUCCUUCUUGAUCGAAAACGACGGCGCCCUGCACAGGAAGACGACACAGAAAUCGUUCUGCGCGGUGCCGCCCAGAACAACGAUCCGCCUAAAAAACGGACGGAUUCUUCGAGAACAUCAAGAUAUCCCAUGGGAAGCAUUGCUGAUGGAAGUCCGAUCAAUCCACGAAAAACGUAUGGAAGGAAUCAAAAGUCUGGACGGCAUUCAAGUUUGGGAGGUUCUCCUACAGAGUCACCGAGAAGUUCAACUAGAGAUCUGUUCGGUUCAUCGUCUAGCGGAUCUUACUCUGCAAGGGCUGGAGAAGAUCGGGAUAGAGGGCGAUCUGCUUCAAGGUCCACCAACAGCUAUCAUUACUACACUCAACCAGUCGAUCCACAGACUCUUGCGGAAGCAGCACGUCACGUACGUGACGCCCAGGAACGGAGGGAGAGCAGAGACAGCGGUAGAGGGUCGUCUAGAAAAGAAAGCAAGGACAGAAGUGACAAAAGUGCCAGUAGUAGUAGUUGCAAAAAUGAUGCCUCGUCAACGUCUUCGGUGCCCCAUAAGUACAGCCCACCAUCAGUCAUGUCGGAGAGUGUGGUAGUGUCUAGUAGUACGAUGAAUUCUACGAACUCGUCAACAAAUAGUUUGAUAGCUGGUAACAGUCAGACAAGCAUUGGGUCGACUAGCGGUCCAUGGCGAUCAAAACUCAACAACAUCAAAAACUCAUUCUUGGGAACUCCGAGAUUCCAUCGGCGGAAAAUGUCAAAUGGGACGGCAGAAAGUGACAGUGAAGACAGCCAGAUGAUUGACACAACUGACCUUGUCAAAAAGUCCUGGUUCGGAUCUCUUGCUUCCAGUAUGAGCGUCGAACGCGAUGACACCCACUGUGUGCCUGUUCAAGGGAAAACAUUGAACAGCAUCAAAGCGGAGCUCAUACGGGCAUUCCUUCAAAUUCAUGAACUUAGUCACUCAGUAGUUGGUCAAAAUUGCUUUAGAGUAGAAUAUAAACGAGGUCCGACAGUUGGUGGAAGCGUUUUCAGCCGUGGAAUCAAAAUGAAUGUUGAUAUUAUCCCAUCUCCUCAACAAGUAGUGAUAGCUGGAGAAACUCCGACAUAUGUAGUACAGUUUGUUCUGCUGGCGGGACCAGUUCGGAGGUUUAAACGACUUGUGGAACACUUGUCAGCAAUUCUGCAAAAUUCUACUCAACAAAGAGCUGAUCGACAACAACAAGCAGCCCUAAUGGUUCGACCAAGGAGGUUAAGUGACUCCAGCGUUGGUAGUGCUUGUUCGGACAGUGAAAGCAAUGCGAGCAGUAUUAAUAUGAUAGCGCGGCAUUCGGAUAAAACUGAAACAACUUCUGCCACGUCAUCUGACCCUUACGGUCCAUCCCCGUCAAUGCGAUCUGUUGGAAGUGGAACAGGAAUUACAUCGUAAAGACGAAACUUGGCAAAAGCUAACUCAUACAAAUCGCCAACCCCUCAUCGCCGUAACACGACUGCUGUCACUGCUUCAUCGUCAUCCGCAUCAAACCGAUAUGGUCCAAGCAGUAGCUCGUCUGGUAGUUACAGUAACAAUGCUGACUAUUCCUAUCAUCCCGAGUAUUCACAGAGAAGCAAUGGCUCAAGUGCUCCGAAGAAUCAAUACUCGCCCGGCUCACAACGCAGCUUUGCGUUUUCCAUGUUCAACAAGGCUGAUAAAGUCUAAUCUAUCAUCAUAUUGAUUUUUUCAAAUGAUUAUCCAACUAUCUGUGUGUUAUGUUAUAGACAUGACGGUGAUCCAUUUUUGAAUUGUUUCUCUCUUAUUUAUUUAAUUUAAAACCUGUUUGUCAGCUUUGGUUACAGCUUUAAAAUGUACAGAUCUUUUUGAAAAACUAUUUUCCUCCACUUUCAUCAUGGUUUCGCCCUGCUCUUAUUUUGUAGAAAACGAUUAUUUCUGCAGUUCAUUUCUAAUUGCCAAACAUUGAAACAUGCAUUCCCUGUUCUCACAUUCCAUUUUUUUCCCCAAUUUGUGUCUAGUUUGAAUCUCAGUCUUUUUUACCAAUUUUUGUCCUUUUUGCUUUGUUCCUCAUACCAAACUUCAUUGUACUGUCUUCAUUAUCUCUUUUUUCAAUUUUAUUUUAACGGACUGUUCUGGUUUUUCCUCGGUUCUCUGUAAAACUUCAUUUAACUAUUUCCAUCGGAUGCCAUUUAUUUACUCAUUUCGGUUGUCAAUGAUCGAUUGAUAAAAAAUUGACGUAGAUA